Eucalyptus grandis is the source of this 1119-nucleotide messenger RNA. RefSeq names its product WAT1-related protein At5g64700. The transcript is spliced from 7 exons. Gene Ontology annotation, cellular component: plasma membrane. Gene Ontology annotation, molecular function: transmembrane transporter activity. The coding region runs from base 1 to 1119 and encodes 372 amino acids. NCBI's taxonomy places the organism in Eukaryota, Viridiplantae, Streptophyta, Magnoliopsida, Myrtales, Myrtaceae. The record is from RefSeq and is a predicted model, not a curated record.
AUGGCAACGAUAGCGUUCAAGAAAUAUUUCGAGUCGUCAAAAUUUUUGGUGAGCAUGCUGCUAGUGCAAGCAAUCGGGACCGGGAUGCAACUGCUUUCCAAGGUCAUCUUGAAUGACGGGACCUUUAUUUUCGCUCUCUUGGCUUAUCGUCAUGUGGUUGGCGCGGUUUGCGUUGCCCCGCUUGCUCUCUUCUUCGAAAGAGGUAACACAACAAAGCUAAGCUUGAAGGUGUGGUUUUGGCUCUUCAUUAACGCAUUAACCGGAGUAUCAUUGUCUAUGGGACUAUUCUACUACGGUCUCCGGGAUACAACUGCAACAUAUGCUAGCAACAUCAUAAGCAUAACCCCGGUCAUCACUUUUGUCUUUUCCAUCAUUCUAAGAGUAGAGUCGUGGGGCUUAAACACUAGAGCAGGUAAAGUGAAGACAAUAGGAGCAAUACUCUGUGUCGCAGGUGCAGCCACCACCACCUUCUACCAAGGAAAAUCGUUCCAUAUCAAUCAUCAACACUCUCCCUCUCAUGCUAUCACCAAGGAUAUUCCAUCUAAUUGGACGAGAGGCACGCUUCUGCUGAUCGGAGCCUGCCUAUCGUAUGGUAUCUGGUUCAUAGUGCAGGUUAAGCUGAUCAAAGUUUUCCCGUUGAAGUAUUGGUCCACGAUGUUGACAUGCAUCAUCGCGUCCGGGCAAGCAAUGAUUGUAGGCCUGUGUAUCGAUCACAGCAGGAAAUCAUGGAGUCUGGGAUGGAAUCUGCAGCUGCUCACCAUUGUCUACUCGGGAGCACUGGUAACAGCUAUGGCUUUCUGCUUGAUCUCUUGGGUGAUUGUGAAGCGAGGCCCUACCUAUCCUUCCAUGUUCAACCCGUUGAUUCUGGUCUUCAUUACUGUGCUAGAAGCUCUCUUACUCGGCGAGGCGAUCCACCUCGGAACUUUAGUGGGAUCAAUUCUGAUCCUAAUGGGAAUAUACUCCUUCUUAUGGGGAAAAAGGAAGGAAUUGAUGAUGAAUCGGCAGCCUCCGGUCAAGAACGUGGCGCCUAUGGAUGUUGAGGCAAUGGUCACUGAACCUACAGCGAUCCCGCCACCAAAAGCGACAAGUAUCUUGCCAAGCAAUUCACCAGAGCAAUAG